AUUUUCCGUGUCUUAAUAGUCCGUAAAUUCCGAGAGCAAUGUACGCUUAUUCCCUUACUUGUGGUUUGCUCUGAAUAUUUAUCCUUCUUACUGUGUCUGUAUUAUUUGGACAUGGCGUACGCCUAUCUCUUUAAAUACAUCAUCAUCGGUGACACCGGUGUGGGCAAAUCUUGUCUACUUCUUCAGUUUACCGAUAGGCGCUUUCAACCUGUUUACGAUCUGACAAUAGGUGUUGAAUUCGGGGCCCGCAUGGUAAAGCUAGACAAUAAGAAAAUUAAGCUGCAGAUUUGGGAUACGGCCGGGCAAGAAUCAUUCCGGUCAAUUACUCGGUCAUAUUACCGUGGAUCAGCGGCCGCGUUACUUGUAUAUGAUGUUACAAGACGGGAUACUUUCGAUCAUCUGGCCACGUGGUUGGAGGAUGCCAGGCAAUACGCUAGCUCCACCAUGGUCAUCACCUUAAUCGGUAAUAAAUGCGACCUCGAGUCUCGCCGACAGGUCCUCCGUGAAGAGGGCGAGGAGUUUGCCCUCAAAAAUGGCUUACUUUUCAGUGAAACUUCCGCAAAGACAGGAGUUAAUGUUGAAGAGGUCUUCACCUCGACAGCGCGCGAUGUUUAUGAGCGGUUGCAAGCCGGUAUCCUCGAUGUCAACAACGAAGCUGCCGGUAUCAAACUCGGACCUCAACCUUUGACCCCAGAUCAAUACGGUGCUUACAACCGCCCCAUUGGCGCUCCGUCACAGUCCACUCGUCGGCGGUGCUGCUGAUCUGUGCGUGACCCCUGCAACUUUUUCCGCACCUUACUUUAUCACUAACUUGAGAUCACUUGGAAGGUGGAAACAUUUUCUCAGUUGUGCUUUCCAUCACACACGCCCCAUUUUUAUCCUUACUGGACUGCAUUCCUUCCUUCUUGUUUAUCUGCCCCCACUUGUGCAUAUCCCAAAGAUAUUGAUUUUGUCGAGACUUUAUUCACAAUCUGGCCUUCAUGCUUUCCUGUUUGUAAAAAUGUUUUUUUUCUGUAUGUGCACCACCCGGGUUCCGUACUUCCUUUAUAUCUCAC
Molecule: messenger RNA, 1055 nt
Organism: Dicrocoelium dendriticum
Lineage: Eukaryota; Metazoa; Platyhelminthes; Trematoda; Plagiorchiida; Dicrocoeliidae
Source: the annotation of a GenBank genome assembly